CACCUGUCAGUCGGAGCUACGUAAACAACGGCGGCGCACGGAAACAUGGACGGGGAAAGCCAGCAGCUGAUUUCGGACUGUUUUUUGAGAACAAUCGUCGACCCAAGAUCCACCAAUGCACCGAUCGAACCGCCGCCCACCAAGCAACCCGUCAAGGUGGAGCUGCAAGUGCUGCGGCUUAAGGAUGAGUCGCAAACCCUCAUCAUGGACACGCUGCGGUCAAUACACGGCGAGUCCUUUCAGCUGGGCGACAUCUCCAAGUACGAGGACAAGGGAGGCCGGAUGAAGAAAGGCUUCUGGCAGGAUCGGGGCAACCUGGUGAUACAGGGCGGUUUCGACUACUCCAACAUCCCCCGCACUGGCAACAGCAACGAGGACAAGUUCCGGAUGUACGCAGUGAUGAAGCUGCACAGCUACGCCUUCCACCGUUCGCACUGCGAGGAAGCGCUCGAUCACCACAACGGGGACGUGGACAAAGCGCUGGCACUGCUGUUUUCCAAGUAUUUCCCCCCGCCGAACGAUCUGCCGCCGGUGGCGGAAGAUCACAACGAGGACGAUCUCGACACGUUGCGCGCGGACGAGCGGGAGGCGCUGGAAUCGAUCUACGACAAGCUGUUCGUGGAGAAGGAGCACAAUCGCGUGUGGCAGCUGAAGUUUAAAAUCGACCAUCUGCUCACGCACAGCCCGUCGGAGAUGAAGAAGCAGGCGGAGCGGGAAGCGCAGCAGGCCGAGGAGGAGAAGCGACGCAUGCUGGAGGCGCUGGCAAAGAAGAAGAAAGCGAAGCGUGAAAAGUGUUGGAACUUUGCGAAGGGAAAGUGCCGGUAUGGCAAUCGGUGCCAUUACUCCCACGAACUGGACGAACCGAAGGACGAGUCCGAUAAGAAGCCCGGCAAAAGGGGCACCGACAAGGCGGCCGAUGAGGAUCCGAACUGGUUCUAUCUGGAGAUACGGUUCCCACCGGGCAACCGGUACCCGUUCGAGCGGCCAAUACUGUUGCUGAAAACGACCUGCUCCGACAUCCCGGAGCAGCUGUGCCUUAGAGUGAACCGUCGGCUGGUGCAAGAGUGCAUCGAGCUGACGAAGGACGGCAUGCCGUGCAUCUACACCGUGGCCGACCUGCUGCAGAACGACGAGGAAAUUGGGCGGUUUAUCGAGCAAGAUCGCUACCAGUUCCCGGAUGGGCGCCGGUCGCUGUUCUACGUCCCGGAACAGGACGCGGACGACGGUGGGAGUGGGGAAAAUCUGCCCACGCACCAUCAGCGGGGCGUAACCGGUCGGCAAACCGGGCCCAAGCUGAACCCCGACCAGCUGAUGAAGGAGGACCGCAACAUAGUGCGCAAGUUUAUGGACAAGCAGACGAAUGCGGCGUACAAGGAGAUGCUGAAGAACCGUCGCAAUCUGCCCGCCUGGACGAAGAUGAGCGAAAUCGUGGCCCUGAUGGAGGCGCAUCAAAUACUCGUGAUCAGUGGCGAGACGGGCUGUGGAAAGUCAACGCAAGUGCCGCAAUUCCUGCUGGACGAUUGGCUGCUCCAAUCGUCCAAGCUGAAGCCGAACGAGCCGCUGCGCCACGUAGAGAUCAUUUGCACCCAACCGAGGCGUCUGUCCGCCAUUGGCGUGGCGGAGCGAGUGGCCGACGAGCGGAACGAGAAGAUCGGCAAUACGGUCGGCUAUCAGAUACGGCUGGAGAACAAAAUUUCUUCCUCCACCCGACUGACGUUCUGCACGACCGGCAUCCUGCUGCGGCGGCUGCAGUCCGAUCCGACCCUUGCGACCGUCACGCACAUCAUCGUCGACGAGGUGCACGAACGAAGCGAAGAGUCCGACUUCCUGCUGCUCAUACUGAAGGAGCUGCUGACGAAGCGCACGGACCUGAAGGUGAUUCUCAUGUCGGCCACGCUGAACUCGAACCUGUUCGCGAGCUACUUUGGCGACAUACCGGUGCUGGACAUCCCCGGCCGAACGUUCCCCGUCGAGCAGCUGUUCCUCGAGGACAUACUGGAGCGGAGCGGGUUCGUGCUGGAACCGGACUCGCAGUUUUGCCGCAAGCUGCGCAAGGGUGAGCAGGAGCUGCUGCUACAGGAGCUGGAGUAUUCGGACGUGAAGGCGGCGAAUGCGGCACCAGCCAAAACGAUACGCGACGAAAAUCUUAAAAUGGCUGACAUGUUUGCAAGAUAUGCGGACUACUCGAAGCAAACGUGCAAAGCGCUAUAUCUGAUGGAUCCACUGCGCAUCAAUCCGGAACUGAUCGAGCACGUGCUAACCUACAUCGUGGACGAUACGUCGCACGGCUGGCCAAGGGAAGGCUCCAUACUGAUCUUCCUGCCCGGUUUGGCCGAAAUACAAACCGUGCAUGAAUCGCUCGCCGAAAGCAAACUGUUUGGCCCGAGGGGCGAUCGGUUCGUGCUGAUACCGCUACACUCGAUGCUAACGAACGAGGAGCAAGCGCUGGUGUUUCGCAAACCUCCCAAGGGCAAGAGGAAAAUCGUGCUCAGCACCAACAUUGCCGAAACGUCCGUUACGAUCGACGAUUGCGUGUUCGUGCUGGACUGCGGCCAGAUGAAGGAGAAGCGCUUCGACUCGAACCGCAACAUGGAGUCGCUCGAGAUGGUAUGGGUGUCGCGGGCCAACGCACUGCAGCGCAAAGGCCGUGCCGGUCGCGUUAUGCCCGGCGUCUGCAUACACCUGUACACCCGGCCCCGCUUUACGCAUCACAUCCUGGGCCAGCCGGUGCCGGAAAUUCACCGCAUACCGCUCGAGCCGCUGCUGCUGCGCAUCAAAACCCUGCCCACGUUGGCGGAGCGUGCGCUGAACGAAGUGCUCGGCGCCAUCAUCGAGCCGCCGAGCGUGGAAAACAUUCAGGCGGCCAAGAAGCGACUGAUCGACGUGGGCGCCCUCGACCUGGAGGAGCAGCUCACACCGCUCGGGCAUCAUCUGUCCGCCCUGCCGGUUGACGUGCGGAUAGGCAAGCUGAUGCUGUUCGGCGCGAUCUUCCAGUGUCUGGACAGCGUGCUGACGAUGGCCGCCAUACUUAGCUACAAGAGCCCGUUCGUGUCGCCGUUCGGGAAGCGGGACGAGGCCGACAACCGCAAGCGCCAGUUUGCGAUCGCCAACAGCGACCAUCUGACGAUGCUGAGCGCGUACCGCCGCUGGCUGGAGGCGGCCCAGAAAAGCCGCUACGCCGGCCAGUGCUUCGCGGAGGAAAACUAUCUGUCCGGCAAAACGUUGGCCACGAUCGGCGAGAUGAAGUACCAGUUUCUCGAGCUGCUCGUCUCGAUCGGGUUCGUGCCGAUCGAUCUGUCCGGGCGCAGCCGCGCCAAACGGCAGCAGCUCGACGAUCUGCUCAAGCUGACCGGGGCGGAGAUCAACGUGAACGGCACGAACAAUCGGCUGCUGGCGGCCAUCCUGUGUGCCGCCCUCUACCCGAACGUGGUGAAAAUUCUGACGCCGGAGAAAAGCUUCGUCACCGGUGCGGUCGGUGCAGUGCCGCGGCUGCCGCAGGCGUCCGAUUUGCGCUUCAAAACGCAGGAGGACGGUUACGUCGCGCUGCACCCGUCGUCGGUGAACGCGACCGUCGGGUACUUCGGCUCGCCGUUUCUGGUGUACCAGGAAAAGAUGAAGACGUCGCGCAUUUUCAUCCGCGAGACGACGAUGGUGCCGCUGCUGCCGAUGGUACUGUUCUCGGGCAGCGAUCUGGCGAUCGAGCUGCACGGGGGCGAUUUCGUGAUUCUGCUCGAGGGUGGCUGGUUGAUGCUGCAGGCAGCGACGCAUCAGAUCGCGGAGAUGGUGAAGUUCCUGCGCCUGGAGCUGGCGAAAAUGUUGGAGCUCAAAAUUAGCGACCCGCUGCUGAACUUGAUGAACCAAGAGCACGGGAAGCGCGUCAUCGAUACGAUCGUGCGCCUCAUUAGCAAGGAGUAGUAGUGCGUCAAAGGUGAGGAAGAUAAAUGAAUGUGUUCUUCAUUUUACAUAUUGUAUAGGUCGAUUACUUAUUCCCCCAGUUAUUCCCACUGUAUACAUAUACACUUC
Molecule: messenger RNA, 4023 nt
Organism: Anopheles coluzzii
Lineage: Eukaryota; Metazoa; Arthropoda; Insecta; Diptera; Culicidae
Product: putative ATP-dependent RNA helicase DHX57
Exons: 3
Coding region: 46-3915 (1289 amino acids)
Cellular component (GO): intracellular anatomical structure
Molecular function (GO): metal ion binding; ATP binding; RNA binding
Source: RefSeq, a predicted model, not a curated record